This is a messenger RNA of Quercus robur (English oak), 2687 nucleotides long. RefSeq lists its product as uncharacterized. Gene Ontology annotation, molecular function: GTPase activity; GTP binding. NCBI's taxonomy places the organism in Eukaryota, Viridiplantae, Streptophyta, Magnoliopsida, Fagales, Fagaceae. The transcript is spliced from 16 exons. The record is from RefSeq and is a predicted model, not a curated record.
CACUUGUAAGGGCAAGAAUCCCCUACUUUCCAAAUCCAAAACUCGUUCUCUGGUCUUCCCUCCUCAUGCGAGUCCACGAUUCUUAACGUACACCUCUCUCCUCAGUUUCUUACAGAUCCCAUUUGUUCUUCCUUCUUCUCGGCCAUGUCUUCAAGACCAUUUGCUUCUCUUCCUCUUAGUCUUCACAUUAUUGCUUCCUUCUCACAGUUCCGUACACCUGCUUGUAACUCUAUCGCAUUUGGGAGAUAAGUAAGGACCUCUGAAAUCCGUUCAAACAAUGGAGAUUUCUAGUGGGGUCUUGGUUUUCUCGAUAUUUCUCUGCUUUUUCGCAUCUGGGUCCUUCUCUAUCGAGGAUUUUCACCAAGCGUUUCCUAUUGUGGAACCUGAUCCUGGUCAUACAAAACUUCGUCUUUCAAGGGAAGGCCUGGAGGCCAUUGGGAGGAUAACAACCCCUAUUGCAGCUGUUGCUGUUAUUGGGCCGUACCGCUCUGGAAAAUCAUUUUUGCUCAAUCAACUUCUCUCCCUCUCUUGCUAUGAAGGGUUUGGUGUUGGACACAUGCGUGACACAAAGACAAAAGGAAUAUGGGUUUGGGGAACCCCAAUAGAAUUGGAUAUUGAUGGAGUUAGAACCUCUGUCUUUUACCUUGACACAGAGGGAUUUGAAAGUAUUGGGAAAUCUAAUGUAUAUGAUGACCGGAUUUUUGCUCUGGCAACUGUCAUGAGUUCUGUGCUCAUCUACAACCUUCCUGAGACAAUUCGUGAAGCUGACAUCUCUCGGCUGUCAUUUGCUGUUGAGCUUGCCGAAGAAUUUUAUGGGAGGUAUACAAUACAAUUAUCCAAGUUCUUUAUGAAGCAUUUUAUGUUAUUAUAGCGUUGGUGGUUUUGAACACCCUAUUUUUAUUACCAAAACUAACUUUAUUCUUCUGGUUUAAUGUACAAUAAACAUCACAUGGUAAAUAGAGUGAAGGGCCAAGAUAUUGCCUUUGAACCUGCAAAGCUUUUGUGGCUUAUCCAGCGUGAUUUUCUACAAGGGAAGUCUGUGCAAGAAAUGGUGGAUGAAGCUCUUCGACAUGUGCCUAAUAAUGAUGGGGACAAAAAUAUUGAUAUGGUUAAUCAAAUCCGUGACUCGUUGGCUGUUAUGGGUGAUAACAGCACAGCCUUUAGCUUACCACAACCUCAUCUCCAGCGAACAAAGCUUUGUGACUUGAAGGAUGGUGAACUUGAACCUAUGUAUGUCAAGAAGCGAGAGCAAUUGAAAGAGCUUGUUGCUGGCAUUAUCCAUCCGAAGAUUGUUCAGGGUAAACAUCUAAAUGGAAAGGAGUUUAUAUCUUUCCUGGAGCAGAUACUUGAAGCCUUGAAUAAAGGGGAGAUCCCAUCAACGGGUUCUCUUGUGGAGGUUUUCAAUAAAGGUAUUCUUGAGAGGUGUUUGAAGCUAUACAGUGGUUGGAUGGCAGCAUUGCAUCUACCCGUCUCAGAGAAACAUCUGGAAGAUACCCAUCAAAAGUCUAGAGAUGAGGCAAUGAAAGUCUUUGAUGAGCAGCAUUUUGGACGACAUCAUGCCAAGAAAUCAUUCGAGCAACUGGAUGAAGAAAUACAAAAGGUGUAUAAGAAUUUCAUUAUGGGAAACGAAUAUCAAUCCUCAAAGCUCUGCGAGGCACUAUAUACCAAAUGUGAGGAAAAAAUGGACCAGCUUCAAGUUCUCAGGCUUCCUUCCAUGGCAAAAUUUAAUGUAGGUUUCCUUCAAUGCAACCAAAGUUUUGAGGUAGAGUGUGUUGGACCUUCAAAAGCAAACUAUGAGCGACGAAUGAAGAAGAUGUUGGGGAAGUCACAAUCUCUAUUUAUCAAGGAAUACAACCACAGGCUCUUCAAUUGGUUGGUGGCAUUCUCCCUUGUCAUGGUGGUGGUGGGCCGGUUUAUCAUAAAAUUCUUUUUGAUUGAAAUUGGGGCAUGGAUACUCUUUAUCUUCUUAGAGACAUACACAAGGAUGUUUUGGUCAGCAGAGUCUCUUUACUACAACCCAGUUUGGCAUUUCAUAGUAGCCACUUGGGAAACACUUGUUUACAGCCCUUUCCUGGAUUUGGACAGAUGGGCAAUUCCCAUGGGUGUAAUAUUGGCGAUAUUGAUACUAUAUUGGCGAUGUUAUGGGCGAAGAAAACAUGGGUCACGUUGGCUAUUACCGCUAUACAACAAUCAAAAAAGUGGCUCAAAUCGGCCAAGAUCAGAUUAAGCAUAGAAACAGCGUGCAUGCUUUUAAUGCCCUUGGUCUGCCUGCUUGAUCAUCUUCUCGAGCGAGCUCUUCUUUUAUAAUACAUGAAGCCCGCCAAUCUGCUAUUUUGGUCCUCGAUACAGAUUUUAUUGCAAGACCGUGAAGACGUGAAAGAUCAUUGGCUGCAUUGAUAAGUCUGUAAUUGGAACAUCUCCAAUUGGUUUAUAUUAUUCUAAUCUGUUGAUUAUUUUAAAUGUCUAUUUUUUUCACAGUUAUUUCUGUUAAAUUUACUCAGUAAAUCAGAAUGUAAUACAUUAGAAGGGGAAGAGGAAAGAAAAAGAAAAAAAGUUAGAGAAAAGAAAAAGGAAAGAGAAAUUGUUUCUAGUAAUUGACUUGCUUUGAAUUCUUUGAGUCAUUAAUUUGGUCAGAUUAAUUACAUUAUAACACGAGGACGUGUCAAUAUAUUACAAGUUAUGUUAAA